Molecule: messenger RNA, 927 nt
Organism: Fonsecaea erecta
Lineage: Eukaryota; Fungi; Ascomycota; Eurotiomycetes; Chaetothyriales; Herpotrichiellaceae
Exons: 5
Coding region: 1-927 (308 amino acids)
Source: RefSeq, a predicted model, not a curated record
AUGCUCUCGGAACCUGUUCUCCCACCGUUAGAGGGCUAUCCGGAUGUCCACGAGUUUGAUGAGUUGAUGAAGCGCUAUGUUCAGGAUCUCUCGCCCAAGAAGCAGGACAAGGCCCUCAUUCACGCGCGUCGGGCGGCCAAUAUCAAACACGUACUCAUCGACAAGAAGACAACUGCGAUCGAGUCAGCACAGUUCAGAUUUUGGGUGAAGAAGAUGUUUACAUUGCAACCCAACGACAGCAAAGUUCCAGAGCAUCUAAGAAAGAUUUGCCAUGAAGGAAAACCCGUGGCGGUGCGAGAAAAGUUAUUCAAAAUUCUGACCAAAGCACACAAACAGUGCCAGCACGGCGGCAGGGACAAAACCUCUGCACAGGUCAGAAAAGUGUACUCGUGGGUUCCCAAAGAACUCAUCUCAAGAUUCGUCAAGUUGUGUCCGACAUGCCAGGUCAGACGCGGAGCGAGCCGAAACUCGCCUCCUGAUUCAGUAAAAAGCCCUGAGACGAAUACGGAAGCACUUUCACCAGAGGCGUUAUCAGUGGCCGGAUCAAGGAAGGGCUCUACCGCCAAUAGGCAGGCGACCGUAAAUGCGUGCAUGCCCCUGCAGACAGCGGGUUUCAAAACCAGCUCGACUUUCCAGCAACAGAACCGCUGGAUGACGCCGCUGCAGUCUCACUCAGAGACCAACCACAUCUCUCCGGCACUGAAGCAUGGCCAUCUGAACCAUCGCGACUCCUACAAUACCGGCCCGGCCAUCUCUUUGAACUGUACCAACAGCACACCACCGGGUCUGGGCUUUCCGUCUGUCAAUAACUUCGGAAAUGCAACGGGAACUUCGGCUGCAUAUAAUCCAUCCUCGCUGCCACAAUCUGUGCAUGGCAAUGUACCAACAGAAUCCGCAUAUGGAAUCAAGGUUGAACAUUAUAUUUGA